Oncorhynchus tshawytscha (Chinook salmon) is the source of this 1903-nucleotide messenger RNA. It is a transcript of the gene fbp1a, whose product is annotated as fructose-1,6-bisphosphatase 1a. The transcript has 7 exons. The coding region runs from base 120 to 1145 and encodes 341 amino acids. Gene Ontology annotation, molecular function: fructose 1,6-bisphosphate 1-phosphatase activity. NCBI's taxonomy places the organism in Eukaryota, Metazoa, Chordata, Actinopteri, Salmoniformes, Salmonidae. Gene Ontology annotation, biological process: fructose 1,6-bisphosphate metabolic process; sucrose biosynthetic process; gluconeogenesis. Gene Ontology annotation, cellular component: cytosol; cytoplasm. The record is from RefSeq and is a predicted model, not a curated record.
UCACUACCCUCUCUUAUCUCAAAGUUCCGUGUUAACAGUCAGGCAUUUCAUUGUUUGAUUUGUAGUCAACAUUAUCAUUCAGGACUCUUCUGGCCCGCCGCUCUACGAUCUUUGCAGUCAUGUCUGAUCGAGGCUCUUUUGAUACCAACGUGGUGACUUUAACCCGGUUUGUGCUGGAGGAAGGGAGGAAAGCGAAGGGGACAGGGGAGCUCACUACCCUGCUCAACUCGAUGUGCACGGCCGUCAAAGCCAUCUCCACCGCGGUGAGGAAAGCUGGCAUCGCCAACCUGUAUGGCAUAGCGGGCAGCACCAAUGUGACGGGGGACCAGGUGAAGAAGCUGGACAUCCUGUCUAACAACCUGGUUAUCAACAUGAUCAAAUCCUCCUUCACAUCUUGUGUCCUGGUGUCAGAGGAGGAUGACACAGCCAUCAUAGUAGAACCAGACAGACAGGGUAAAUACGUGGUGUGUUUUGACCCUCUGGAUGGUUCCUCCAACAUCGACUGCUUGGCUUCCAUCGGCACCAUCUUUGCUGUCUUUAGAAAGACGACAGAGGACGACCCGUGUGAGAACGACGCGCUGCAGCCCGGUAGGAACAUCGUUGCGGCUGGAUACGCCCUCUAUGGCAGCGCCACCAUGAUGGUACUGUCCACUGGGCAGGGGGUCAACUGCUUCAUGUUGGACCCGGCCAUAGGUGAGUUCAUUCUGGUGGACAGAGAUCUAAAGAUCAAACCGAAAGGGAAUAUCUACAGUCUAAAUGAAGGAUACGCCAAAUACUUUGACCCCGCUGUCACGGAGUACCUGCAAAAGAAGAAGUUCCCAGAGGAUGGCAGUGCCCCGUACGGUGCCCGCUAUGUGGGUUCUAUGGUAGCAGACGUCCACAGGACCCUGGUCUACGGAGGAAUCUUCCUCUACCCUGCUAACGUCAAGAGCCCAGAGGGAAAGCUGCGUCUGCUGUAUGAGUGCAACCCCAUGGCGUUCAUCAUCGAGCAGGCAGGCGGUAUGGCAACCACAGGAAGUCAGAACGUCCUGGACAUUCAGCCAAUCAACAUCCACCAGAGAGUUCCCGUGGUGCUGGGGUCACCUAGUGACGUCCAGGAGUACCUGGAUAUAUACCAAAAACACCAGGCCAACAAUGGUAACUAGGGACCGCACACACCAGGUCAACAAUGGUAACUAGGGACCGCACACACCAGGUCAACAAUGGUAACUAGGGACCGCACACACCAGGUCAACAAUGGUAACUAGGGACCGCACACACCAGGCCAACAAUGGUAACUAGGGACCGCACACACCAGGCCAACAAUGGUAACUAGCGACCGCACACACCAGGCCAACAAUGGUAACUAGCGACCGCACACACCAGGCCAACAAUGGUAACUAGCGACCGCACACACCAGGCCAACAAUGGUAACUAGGGUCCUAGUAACUAGGGACCAAGCAGGUACACACUCCCUAUGUAUAGACCCAUUAUAAACCAAGAGACCAAAGAUCCUCUAUCACUUAUAAGACUCAACGGGAUCAGCAUGCUGUUGACCAAGUGACCAACGAUACACCAACAACCACUAGACUAGACCAAAGAUACACCCUCAUGCCUCACCACCCAGACCAAAGAAUAAGUAAACCAAGAUAGCCACCAACUACUUCCCAUCCUGGACCAGGAACUGAAGGGGAAGAGACCAGUUUCCCCUUAUUCCUUCAUUGUCAUUUAUUUUCAAGGAAUUUGCAGUACCUUCUCAGACCACUAUGGGGAACCAGUGUGUGAAAUAUGUAUCAGUACUACUAAAUGUCAGACAGACCUAAUGUUACCUCUAUGCAGUAUAUAAGAUAUGUGCCUUGACACAGAUAUUGUUUGGGAUGAUGAAGCAUGUGAAUAAUAAACCUUGGUGGUGCUGUAUCAAACA